ACCCUUAACCUACUGAGCAAAGCCAGGAAUCAAACCUGAAACCUCAUGGUUACUAGUCAGAUUUGUUUCCUCUGGGCCACAAAGGAAACUCCUCAACUAUAUUUUCAUCUGAUAAUUCUGGUUUCAUGUAAAUGUGAAAUAAGUAAUCUAUGUAGAAUAAUAUUUUAAUAUAUGGCUUGAAGUUAAGCUCUAAUUUCAUUUUUAAUGGUGAGCUGCUUGUCCCAAUACCAUAUAAUAAAUGACAUUCUUUCCCCCAAUGAACAUGAAAUGUAAACCUUAUCACAUACUAAAUUCUUACAGAUUCUUAAAUCUAUUUCUGGACCUCCUUCACUGUUCACUUAUUUGUCUCUCUAUACCUUUACCAGUACCCCCCUGGGACAAUUUAGCAAAUGGAAAGCCAGCGGACAAGUGGCAGAAGACCAGAAGUUUAUUCUCUGGAGAAAUGGGCUAAGAGCAGUGCUGGACUCGGGGACACCAGGCCCAGUAAACACAAACUACAAUCCUAUAGGAUACAAGGUCCAUUGAGUCUGUGGAUGUACAUUGGCUGUGGAGCACUGACUGCAAAGUUAUACAUGGAUUUUCAACUGCGAGGAGGAUCAGCAACGCUAACCCCUAUGUUGUUCAAGGGCCCACGGUGCUGUCAGUCAAGAGAAAGAAAUGAAAACAGUAAAAAAAAAAGAGGGGGGGGGUCAUUCUUAACUCCAGGAAAAAUUUAAAGUUGUACAAGAAAUAUAGUUCCAGUAUGUGUAUGGAACAUUAUGUAGUCACAUUAACAUGGACAACCAACACUGAAAGAAGGGGGGAGAAAUCAAAGCUGUGCAGGAGUGAGGGUCUGAGAGAGCUAAAUCCUUACUUUUCACAGGAGGAAGUUAACAGUUAAUGUUCAAGAAACAUGAAACAUAACCACAUUAUUUAUGUAAAAGGAGGCCAACACCAGAGAUCACAGUUAAAAGAAUCACAGCUGGUGAUUGGGAGAAGGAGGAGUGAAGUAGGCGGGGCCAGGCAGGAGAACCUUAUUUUGGGGAACAGGCUCUGUAGUAGUCCUAGUUUUCAUUGAAAACUCUGUCCUUGUGUUACUCUGAAACCAGUGAAAUUUAAAUUAAAAAGCUUGCAAGCUGGCAGAGGUGGCUCCCGACAUUGGGUGAGGACACUGGGAGAAGGAGCUCUGCCUGCCUGAGAUCUGUUCCGAAAGGGCUGGACGUCCCCCGAGCACAGAGGACAGAUGGUGUGGGAGGGCCGAGGGCCCUGCUACCUUUUCUGAGGCAAUCUGCUCAGGGAAUGGAAGUGGGCAUGAUAGGAGCUCAAAACUGGGUCAGUCAGAUUUUCUCCAUUCAGCUGCACCGUGCCCUCUGUAAGAGCAGAGAUGUUGCCGAGACUCUGGCAUUACAGUUCUGUCAGAUUUUGUACAGAAGUUGUCAGAUUCCUAAUUUCCUGAUUUCUUCAAAUGUGUUUUAGAGAGAUGUUGAGAGAGGGCAAGGCACUACUAGGAAGCCACUGUUUUUCACUGGACAUCGGAUUCUUCUUUCUGCAACAGCCUGAGCAGGGCCACUCUCGUGGCAUAUGUGAUAGGGGUGGAAUCGAAGCUGUAGUCUUCCGCCACAGCCACAGCCACAACAACAUGGGAUCCGAGGCUUCUUGUGGAAGUCAGACCAAAUAGCAGGAAGGUGUUACAGCAAGAUGGAUCUAGGAAAAAACCAAUCUCACUUGAUGCACCAUCAGACACCUGAUUCUCAUCAAGAAGAAAACCAUGCUCCAGAAGUCAUUGGAACAUGGAGUUUACGAAACAGAGAACAACUCAGAAAAAGAAAAGCUGAAGCACAGGAAAAGCAAACUUUACAAUGGCAAUUUGGAGAGAAAAAAUACAAACGGCAGAAAACAGGAAAAAGAAGUAAAAGGGGUAGAAAGAAACAAGAAAAUACAGAAAUGAAGGUGGAGCCUCUGUCACAAUUAGAAAAUGAAAUGAUGGAGAAAGUUCAGGCACCUACAGAGAAAGAAACCGAACUACCCAGGAGCGUGACCGAAGCUUUCUUUCUGGCAGCCUCCCCACAAAGAGUUGUGCCUGAGAAACACUCUUCGGAAAUAGGUCAAGAAAGCAUUAUCCAUCAGAAAGAUUCUUCUGAGUACCAAGAAAUAGCGGUACAAAACCACCCUUCUGAAAUAUGCCAAGAGAUGGCUGAAUCUGAAGAUCUCUCUCCUAAAGUGUGCAAAGAAAUAGCUGUAUUUCAAGACCAUCCUUCCAUAAUGUGCUGUGACGUGGCUGAACCUGAAGACAUCUCUCCUAAAAUGUGUCAAGAAACCGCUGCAGCCAAAGCCCUUUCUCCUAAAACAUGCGAAGACAUAGCUGUCCUGGAAGGAUGCUCCCUUGAAGUAUACCCCCAACCAGAAGUGCCUAAAGGCUACGUUCUUGAGACACACCAAAAAAGAGCUGAACCUGAUAAACACAACUCUGCACCAGGUCAAGGAAUAGCUGAGACCGAGAGCUUCGUUCCUAAAACACAAGAAAGAGCUGUGCCUAAAGAGCUUGCUACAAAAACAUUCCAUGAAACAGUUGAACCUGAACAGGUUUUUCAUAAAACAUGUCAAGAAAUUGCUGUGUAUAAAGCCCCCGCUCAUAAAACAAUCCAAGAAACACCUGCUCCUGAAGAAUAUCCUCCUGAAAUAUACCAAGAAACAGCCAAGUCGAAAGAAUAUCCACCUGAAAUAUAUCAAGAAAAACCUGCAUCUAAAGAACAUCCACCUGAAAUAUGUCAAGAAACACCUGGGCCUGAAGAAUAUUCACCUGUAAUAUACCAAGAAACACCUGGGCCUGAGGACUGUGCAUCUGAAAUACACCAAGAAACACCUGGGCCUGAAGACCUCUCUAUUAAGACAUAUAAAGAUAAGGAAGUGCCUAAAGAAUGCUUUCCAGAAUCAUACCAAGGAACAGAUGGACCCCAAGACCAGGAUCCUAAAGCACACCAGGAAGAUGCUAAGGAUGUUUAUACUUUUCCUCGAGAAAUGAAGGAAAAACCCAAAGCAGAAGAACCAGAGAUACCAGCAAUUCCAAAUGUUCCUCAAGAGAUGACAGAAAAUGACAUCUAUAGUUAUGUUUUGUUUUAACAAUGUUCAACCAUCAUAGUUGUCCAACAAAAUACACAUCUUAAUACAUUAUUUGUGUGAUUUCAUCAAAGUGUGGUAGAAAUAUCUACAAUAGUCGUUUAAGUGUUUUUUCCCAUAUAUAGACCAUAUUUGAAAUAGGGAGCUGAUGUGUUUUUUCAAGCUUUAUCACAUAGACAAUUUCCUGCUAGUGUGUGUGUGCCUGUGUGUAUGUGAAUGUAUAUGUAUAUUGGGAAGAGGACAGUGGUGGGAACAGACAAAAAAGGGAAAAUGGAGGGCUCAACAAUUAAUUUUUCCCCCUAGGAACAAGCAUUUCUUUGAUUAAGUCUUUAAUUUUAUUUUUUUAGGGCCAUACCUGAGGCAUAUGGAAGUUCCCAGGCUAGGGAUCAAAUUAGAGCUGCAGGUGCCGCCCACAGCCACAGCCAUAGCAACACCAGAUCCAAGCCACAUUUGUGACCUACACUGCAGCUUAUGGCAACAUCAGAUCCUUAACCCACUGAGCAAGGCCAGGGAUUGAAUUCGCAUCCUCAUGGAUACUCGUCAGGUUCUUAACCCACUGAGCCACAAGGGGAACGCUUCUUUGAUUAAUUCUUAAGAGCAGGAAAAUUAUUAAGUCUGAACAAUUAAAAUUUGGGGAAGUAUGUAGUUUUCUUGUAAACUUUGUUUAGUUAUUAAUGUAGCAAUAGCAUACAAAUUAUUUUCCUUUUUACAAAUUUUUUGUUAAACUAUAGUUGAUUUACGGUGUUGUGCCAGUUUGUGCUGUACAACAAAGUGACCCAGUCAUGCAUGUAUUUACACAUCAAAAUUUUAUUCAGGCUUCAGUUGGCUUUUUAAGUUAUUUUAACAAGUCUUGUCAUUCUGGGACUCCUUCAAAGAUAUUUUGGAGUGAUGAAUGUUGUUUAUUUGUGUAUUUGAAUUUUGAUUUUCUAUUUUUACUUUAAAUAUUGUAAUUGGGCAAAAUGUACAUUAAAUCAUUAUCACAAGUUUAA
This is a messenger RNA of Sus scrofa (pig), 4085 nucleotides long. The record is from RefSeq and is a predicted model, not a curated record. Lineage: Eukaryota; Metazoa; Chordata; Mammalia; Artiodactyla; Suidae.